This is a messenger RNA of Microthlaspi erraticum, 1404 nucleotides long. The record is from the annotation of a GenBank genome assembly. Lineage: Eukaryota; Viridiplantae; Streptophyta; Magnoliopsida; Brassicales; Brassicaceae.
AUGGAUGGCAUGAGCAGUUACCACAAACCCAGCGCUGGCUUAAACCCUUGUGAAAGCUCCAGUUUCUCGCACUCGCCGUCGAGAGCCAUGUCUCCAGGAAACUACCGUUACCCAGAAGUGAAAACUCCAUUGCGGAGACAAGUUCACGCUCCUUCGCGCGUCGGCAAGUUCGGUAUGACGAGACAGAUACGGCGGAUUCGUAGCCCGCGUCGAGUUUCCGGUAAUGGGUUGGGAGGUUUUCUCGCGAGGAACUAUAACAUGUUGAAAAGAAGCGCGCUUGAUUUGCCUGUGUGCUGUAGAAAGGAUAGAGAGGUGAUUGAUGUUGACGAUGAGAUUGGAGUUGUGGAAAUGAUAUCUGAUGAUGAUGACACUAGUUCGGAAGUUGAGAUUGUUGAAAACGUGGCUAUGGAGGUGGACGAGAAGGAAGAUGAACCGUUUGUAAAUCGGAAAAAUGGGAACUUGAUGAUGGUGGAUGAUGCGAAUAAGAAAAGCUCAGUCUUUUCGAAUCGACCCGUGAGGGAUGUGUGGGGAUUUGAAGCGUAUAGAAAGGUUCUCAAGAGUGCUGAGAACAGAACUUCUAAGCUGAAAGAUCGAGGCUUUGGUGAUGCUUUGAAAGAGAGGUGUCGCGCUUUACUGCGAGGCUUGUGUUCUUUUUUGAAGCAAGAUGAGGAACCAGUAGAGGAUGUACAACAUGAACCAUUUCUACCUCUUUCAAAGGAUGAUGUGACAGCAGUCAAGCGUGCAUUCUCAGCUAAUACUCGGAACAUCUUGGUUACACAUGUGAGUUCAAAUAUUGACAUUACAGGGGAAAUCCUGAGGUGCCUUAAACCUGGUCAAUGGUUGAACGAUGAGGUCAUUAAUCUUUAUCUUGUGCUGCUGAAAGAAAGGGAAGCAAGAGAACCAAAGAAGUUUCUAAAAUGUCAUUUCUUCAAUACGUUUUUCUACACCAAGUUAGUCAAUUUGAAGACUGGAUACAACUACGGUGCAGUCAGGAGAUGGACCUCAGUGAAGAAGUUGGGCUACUAUCUCAUAGACUGUGACAAGAUAUUUAUCCCAAUCCAUAUGAACAUCCACUGGACUUUGGCUGUUAUCAACAUAAAAGACCGGAAAUUCCAGUAUCUUGACUCAUUCAAAGGAAGAGAGCCUAAAAUCCUCGAUGCACUGGCUAGAUACUUUGUGGAUGAAGUUAGGGACAAGAGUGAAGUAGGCGUUGAUUUAAGUCAAUGGAGACAAGAAUUUGUGCAGGACCUUCCUGAGCAGAGAAAUGGGUUUGAUUGUGGGAUGUUUAUGCUGAAAUACAUCGACUUCUACAGCAGAGGUCUCAAUCUUUGUUUCAAUCAGGAACAAAUGCCAUAUUUUCGGGUGAGGACAGCGAAGGAGAUUCUGCAACUGAAAGCUGAGUGA